GAGUGGGUGGACCGGCGGAGACAGCUUGUUACACACAGCCAGGCCCAGGCAAGGUGAGGGUGUCCGGGGUGCCGGCUCAGACACAGAGCUGCGGCCGCUGGACAUCAUUCAACCGGAGGGCGGAGGCUGAGAGACGGCAGGAGUACAGAGAUGUCAACGCUGACUUUUCAAAACAAGCUUGUCACGUUUUUGUGUUGCAAGUUCUGUGAUCAUAUUUUGUGUGCCCGAGGUAUGAAGGCAGUCCUGCUGUCCGACUCUGACCUGGAACUCUACUCCACCGAUAUCCCCCCUACCAGGGCUGUGGACUUUAUUGGAAAUUGCUACUCCACAGAAAGCUGCAAGUGUAAAAUAAAGGACAUUGCAUGUUUAAAAUGUGGCAAUGCCGUUGGCUACCAUGUGGUCGUUCCAUGCAAGUCUUGUUUGCUCUCCUGUAACAAUGGCCAUUUCUGGAUGUUUCACAGCCAGGUGAUCUAUGCUGUCAAUAGACUGGAUUCUUCUGGUGUUGAUUUCCUUCUGUGGGGGAACUUACCCGAUACAGAGGAUGAUGAGGAUGAAUAUAAUCUAUCUGAAGAGGAAUUCAUCAGAUAAUGAACUGAGAAGUCAAGACAUUUCAAUUUCGGUGCUUUCCAAAUAUUCUGUAUAAGGUACCUGGACGUUACUUCAAAAUUCCUAAGUGCGUUGAAUCCACUGUAGUGGGGAACUGCAGUUAGUGGACCAGUGUGAGCUUGUUUGAUACUCUCUUCACCAGGAAUAUAUGUGCUUGUGCAUAGACUGAUGAGGAACAAGAGUGCACCAAGCCUAUUUGCUAAGUUGUGGAAAUUUUGCAAAUCUGUUGGGAGAAAGCAAACAUAGAACUUUGCUUUUGAUAGAAGGUUAGCUUUGGUUGGACUUGCCACUGGACACGACCAUGAAUGACAAGUGAAGAACCUUGUGAUUGCUGGAAUCGGGAAAAUACCCUGUCGCUUCUCCAUAAUGUUUCAAUGAUUUUAUGCAAUGUAAUAUAAUAGCUCUUUAAAAAUAUUCUAUUUGCACUGAGAAAACAUCUGAGAUGGAGAAUUUAUUUUCAUAGGGAUUUAUUUAUUUUGAGACCAACUUCUUCAGAGAUAACUUUAUCAGAUUCAUCAUGAAAUUUGUAAUUGUUGCCCCCUCGUUCAAGAGUUACGGCUGUGACAAAGAAAGAACACCAUUAAAAAAAAAUUGCUCCACGACACGGGGACAGUGUGGAAUUUUGAAACAAUGUAAACCUACAAAAUCAUGGAUUCAUGAUUAAAUAAUACAUUUGGACAAUUUGAAAUGCUGCAUAAUCUUGUCCAUCCAGAUCGCAACCCAAUCCUGUUUCGGCUACUUGAUUUCUGGCUUGGAAAGUCACUUUAGGCACCAUGUUCAAUAAUGUGAAGGACAUAAAAAAGCUGUAAGUAUUCAGCAGAUGAGGCAACAUCUGUGUAGGGAAAGCAGCGUUAAUAUUUCCUUGCAUCAUAUGUCCAAUAAUUGAAUUGAAUUGAAUAUUUAUUACAUGUCAUUUGAACCUCAGUGAGGCUCAAACUAACCUCCGUUUCCACAGCCAUACAAACAGAGACAACCCUUACAAGACACACAAACAAAUCAAUUUACACAAACAUCCAUCACAGUGAAUCUCCUUCUCACUGUGAUGGAAGGCAAAGCCUUUUCUCUCCCCUGCUCUCCAUUUUACUCCCGAUGUUGAAGUAAAUGUUGGAAU
This is a messenger RNA of Leucoraja erinaceus (little skate), 1717 nucleotides long. RefSeq names its product family with sequence similarity 72 member A (gene fam72a). Gene Ontology annotation, cellular component: cytosol. Lineage: Eukaryota; Metazoa; Chordata; Chondrichthyes; Rajiformes; Rajidae. The transcript has 5 exons. The coding region runs from base 151 to 588 and encodes 145 amino acids. The record is from RefSeq and is a predicted model, not a curated record.